AUGAUCGCCCGCUCAAGCUGGCGCAUCACGGUUCCACGCCUGCAGCCUGUGGGGCGCGCCGUGCACCGCGCGCGGUACAGCAAGACUGCCGCGACUCCUGGCCCCGAUCCCGACGAGCCACCCAGAGCUGCGGCGCGCGAACCGUAUGGGCAGGAGUAUGGUGCAGGUCCUUCGCGCCUCCCGUACGAGCCGCCAAUAUCACUGGCCGCACGACAGGAGCCAGCGGUCGCCUCCGAUGCCGCCACCACUGCACGGCUGUCGCGCACGACUUCACGGCAGCUCCGCAAGGCGCUCAACUCGAUCUCGGACGCAGGACGGAAGGCGCUCAGAGGGCCGAUGGAGCGUUCUACCGCCAACGUCCUGCUGACGCGCGCCGGUAUCAAGGUCGAGGCGCUAUCACGGCUUGAACUGCAUUCUCUGCUGCACGACCUGAUCCGACUCGAGGCGACGUCGCUCGCGGUAUGGGUAUGCGUCGACGUCCUAGAGAAACUCAAUCCCUCGUCUAUACCCCGGAAGGUGUUCGCUCCCUCAACACUCGUCGCGCUCGGGAAGUUGGGAGAUGGUCAAGAGAUCCUUCUACCACCAUACUUCCAACAUCCUCCUGGCCGUAUCGAGCAGCCACCCAUCGAGGAGCAGCAGCCAAGGCAGAAAUCAGAGUAUCUCACCUCCCUCCUCAAUCUGCUGGAGCUCCUCCAGCGCGUCCGCCAUCGACGGCCACAGGAGCUGUACCGCCUCGCCAUGGUACAGUGCCUUAACGAGCUGAGGCCAGACGAAGCCGCCAAGAUCUACGUCAGCCUUGUGGAGGAAUGGAUUGUCGAAGGCCGCAUCGCUGAGGGUGCGGAUCCCAGCGACUUUUACGCUGGUGGCGGUCCUCCACGUGAACCGCCCAAGACCGACUCGCCGCUGUUAGCGAUGUGGUUUAGAGGCGUCCGCACCUGGUGCUUGCCGGGCGAGGCGCUGUCCCCACACGAUCGCCUCGACCUGUGGCACCCCCAUCAUCACUCACUCCACGAACGCCUCCGUGGCUUUCCAAUGCCCAUCCCAACAUCUCCACCGUCACUCGUCCCCAACCCCUCCAUGCAUCUCCUCGCCAUCAUCAUCAACAACCUCGAGCUCGACCCAAGGAAACUCAGCCCGUCCGACUACGCUUCCAGUGUGCGUGCCCUGGCGAUGCUCGCCAACACGGUCCUCUCGCGUACACUUCCUGUCCCCGCCGUCCCGUCGAUACUCAAGGCCUUCUCCGACUCGCACAUGGAGCCACGAGUCUACCCAGAGUCGCUCACCGAGGUGCCCGAGCGCGGUGGAUGGGCGUACACCGCCAACACCCAGGUGCACGUCGCGCUCGUGUCACUCAUGUUCUCACCGCCCAACUAUGCGCGAGCUGCCGAGAUCCAACGCCGCUUCACGCCCGAGCAGAACAUUCCUCACGAGGUUGGCGCGGCGAGGUAUAUGCUUCGCCCAUUGGGAUGGAAGUCUUGUCUCGUCCUCAUCAAGUAUGCUGCCGAGACUCUCCAUCAACCGCGUCUAUUGGGCCGUCUCUUCGAUUACAUGAAGGCGACCUUCACGCAGUGGGAUACACCUGCUCUCAACAUCUUGUUCCGCGGGUCGACCCAAACGCGCGACAACGCUUUGGCGACGGCGGUUGAAGAGAAGAUGUUUGCGAGCUCUCUUCUUUCGGCUGUCAAGACUGAGACUGAUGACCAGGUCAAGAAGAAGAUGACGGAGGAGGAGCAUGAGCAGCAUCAACUACAUGGCCUUAUUUUCCCUCCCGGGACACAGUACCUGAACCCACGCAACGUGCCACGGCAGGUUUUCAAUCACGACUCGGAGAUAGAGGCUCUUCUUAACGGCAUCGACAUGGACACGGUGCGCGCAGACUCGCAUAGCCUCGUCGCGCUUGCCAAGCACUUGACGGUGACUGGGCAAUUUGAUCGUCUCGUCUUGCUCGUCUACACUGUCCUGCCUUACUUGGCCGUUUCGCAAGCAACGCCAAUUGAACAUGUUCGAAGGCUCGCCGAACUCACUGGCGCAGAGAUCUCGAAUCGCGGCCGUCUUCUACCGACAAGGCUUCCUCCCGAGCUCUUCGCGGUGCUUACCGCUGCCAUGGCCAAGUCGGGCUAUACUGGGCUCGGGCAGCGCCUUUUCAGCCUAGCUCGGUCGUUUGAAAAGCAAGACGAAACCGCCGCAAGAGAAAAGCUGUUCGCAGAGCCAAAGGCGAGGGCAGGAAAGCGUCACGCCUGGGAACCGCCGCAAACCGAGGGCCCCGAACAAACCGCGACCACACGCAUCAACCCGGCCGCGUUCUACUUCAUCUCGAUUCACAUGUACACCUCCCUCAUCCAGAUUUACGGCAACGAGUCGCGCCCCCGUCCGAAUGCGAUCGACAACAUGCCGCGCGGAUGGAAGCCGGUUGGCGGGCACAGGUUCAUGACUCGCCAGGAAGCCGGCCACAGCAUGGCCUGGGAGACGUACCUGGAAGCGAUGAAGCGAUGGCGCAUGUCGCGCGACCUCUACGACCGGACCUUGAGGCAGCAUGAGGCCGGUCUGGAAGUAGAGUUACCUUUCACCGACCGUGAUCUGGCCGACCGCACCCCGGACGGCCGCUUCUUCACCGCCAUCAUCCGAGUCUUCAAGAACCGCUGGGGUCUACAAACCAACGACCCGCUAGACCGUCUCUCCCGCGACAAAGUGUACCUCCUACUCCGCGACAUGCACGAUUGCGGCGUGCCUAUCCCCCCUGGCCUUGCGACCAAACUCGCCACGGGCGUCGUCCAAGGUCCCUACUACCCCGAUGUGAACAGGACCAAGACUCUCCUGCGCAAGCGUACCUAUGCCCGCGGCGUCAUCCAAAUUCAGCGCAAGUUCGGCUUCCGCGACAGGACGCCCGAAGCCUAUACCAAGCCUCCAGAGGUCCAACCCGAGCCAGUCAGGAAGUAUGUCGACGUCAAUGAGGGCUUUGCCGAGCUCAACCGCCGGCGUAUAGAUCAACUGUCGCCUGGGGAACCCGAGGACGAGGAAGCCUCCGAACCCAGCAAAGUGCAGCCGCAGGCCGACGCGCCCGCCAGCCCGGCCGAUACGGAACUGGUGUCACGCGAGGAGAACGAGGAGAACAGGAAGAGCGUCGACGGGGAGGAGAACGAGAAGAACAGGAAGAGCGUCGACCGGGAGGAGAACGAGAAGAACAGGAAGAGCGUCGACCGGGAGCAGCACGAGGAGAACGAGAACCGCGCAGCCUUCUCGUCGCUCGGCGUGCAGUAG
This is a messenger RNA of Cutaneotrichosporon cavernicola, 3258 nucleotides long. RefSeq lists its product as uncharacterized. The record is from RefSeq and is a predicted model, not a curated record. The transcript has a single exon. Bases 1 to 3258 code for a protein of 1085 amino acids. NCBI's taxonomy places the organism in Eukaryota, Fungi, Basidiomycota, Tremellomycetes, Trichosporonales, Trichosporonaceae.